Messenger RNA from Microthlaspi erraticum, 3039 nucleotides. The record is from the annotation of a GenBank genome assembly. NCBI's taxonomy places the organism in Eukaryota, Viridiplantae, Streptophyta, Magnoliopsida, Brassicales, Brassicaceae.
AUGGAUGAGGAUUCGUCUAUGGUGCCUGAGAACGAUCAGGAUCGGGAGUCUCAGAGCCUUGAGGGAGCCCAAUCUCCUUUGCCUAUGGAGAGGGAGACGCCCCAGCUGAUGAACGACCAAUCACCGGCGGAUGGCGGAUCGGUGCCACCGCUUUCGUGUCCUGACCCGACGAGCUCCCAACCGGCCGCAGCUGUGGGACAGGAGCAGCCGGCGCAAGUGGUUGGUCCGAGGUGUGCACCUGCGUAUUCCGUGGUGGAUGCUUUGAUGGAUAAAAAGGAAGACGGGCCUGGCCCGAGGUGUGGCCACACGCUGACGGCUGUGCCGGCCGUUGGUGAGGAGGGGACGCCUGGUUACAUUGGUCCUCGCCUUGUGCUGUUUGGUGGUGCGACGGCCCUUGAGGGUAAUUCUGGGGGCACCGGAACUCCAACUUCAGCUGCUGGAAGUGCCGGCAUUCGGCUAGCUGGUGCGACUGCUGAUGUCCAUUGUUAUGAUGUCCUUUCUAAUAAGUGGACUAGGCUUACACCCUUUGGCGAACCACCAACCCCGAGAGCCGCGCAUGUUGCAACUGCAGUGGGGACCAUGGUAGUUAUUCAGGGUGGAAUUGGUCCUGCUGGAUUAUCAGCUGAAGACCUUCACGUUCUUGAUCUCACUCAACAACGGCCACGAUGGCACAGGGUUGUUGUUCAGGGUCCUGGACCAGGACCACGUUAUGGACAUGUCAUGGCACUUGUGGGACAAAGGUAUCUCAUGGCAAUUGGUGGAAAUGACGGCAAACGUCCACUUGCUGAUGUAUGGGCCUUGGAUACUGCCGCCAAGCCUUAUGAAUGGCGUAAGCUGGAACCAGAAGGGGAAGGUCCACCUCCCUGCAUGUAUGCAACUGCAAGUGCGCGGUCUGAUGGACUUCUUCUCCUCUGUGGUGGAAGGGAUGCAAACAGUGUGCCACUGGCCAGUGCAUAUGGACUUGCUAAGCACAGAGAUGGACGUUGGGAAUGGGCCAUAGCCCCUGGUGUUUCACCAUCUGCCAGAUAUCAGCAUGCAGCAGUCUUUGUAAAUGCAAGACUUCAUGUUUCCGGUGGGGCACUUGGUGGUGGACGCAUGGUUGAAGACUCGUCCAGUGUUGCAGUGUUGGAUACAGCAGCAGGUGUAUGGUGUGAUACGAAAUCAGUUGUUACUAGUCCCAGAACGGGCAGGUACAGUGCUGAUGCAGCUGGUGGUGAUGCUUCUGUUGAGCUGACUAGGCGUUGUAGGCAUGCUGCUGCUGCAGUCGGUGAUUUAAUAUUUAUCUAUGGCGGUUUACGUGGAGGGGUGUUACUCGAUGACCUAUUGGUUGCUGAAGAUCUUGCUGCUGCGGAAACAACAUAUGCUGCCUCUCAUGCUGCUGCAGCUGCGGCAACAAAUUCGCCACCUGGUCGGUUACCUGGUAGGUAUGGUUUUUCAGAUGAAAGGAACAGGGAGCUGUCAGAAUCAGCCGCUGAUGGUGCUGUUGUGCUGGGAAGUCCUGUUGCACCCCCAGUAAAUGGUGAUAUGUAUACUGAUAUAAGCUCUGAAAAUGCAAUACUUCCAGGAACUCGGAGAACUAGCAAGGGUGUGGAGUAUCUCGUUGAAGCAUCGGCAGCAGAAGCUGAGGCAAUCAGUGCUACGUUGGCUGCAGCCAAGGCACGACAGGUCAAUGGUGAAGUUGAACUCCCAGAUAGGGAUUGUGGCGCAGAGGCUACACCUAGUGGUACAUCUUCGCUAAUCAAGCCAGAUUCUAUGGGAGUUACUCUUAAUCCUGCAGGGAUUCGUCUUCAUCAUAGAGCCGUGGUGGUUGCUGCAGAAACUGGUGGCGCCUUAGGUGGAAUGGUUAGACAAUUAUCCAUCGAUCAAUUUGAAAAUGAGGGACGGCGUGUUAGUUAUGGAACACCAGAAAGUGCAACAGCAGCAAGGAAGCUAUUAGAUCGACAAAGGUCAAUCAAUAGUGUUCCAAAGAAGGUUAUAGCUCAUCUUCUGAAGCCUCGUGGGUGGAAGCCUCCAGUUCGACGCCAAUUUUUCUUAGAUUGCAAUGAAAUAGCUGAUCUUUGUGAUAGUGCGGAACGUAUCUUCUCAGGCGAACCAACUGUAUUACAGCUUAAAGCUCCUAUAAAAAUAUUUGGUGAUCUGCAUGGACAGUUUGGGGAUCUUAUGCGCCUUUUUGAUGAAUAUGGUUCUCCAUCUACAGCUGGAGACAUAUCGUACAUCGAUUACCUCUUCUUAGGGGACUAUGUUGAUCGGGGUCAACACAGUCUGGAAACAAUCUCCCUUCUGCUUGCAUUAAAGGUUGAGCACCAGCAUAACGUACACUUAAUUCGGGGCAACCAUGAAGCUGCGGAUAUCAAUGCCCUUUUUGGCUUCCGAAUAGAGUGUAUUGAGCGGAUGGGUGAACGUGAUGGAAUAUGGGUGUGGCACCGAAUAAACCGUUUAUUCAAUUGGCUACCUCUGGCUGCAUCGAUCGAGAAGAAAAUCAUUUGUAUGCAUGGGGGUAUUGGUCGUUCUAUAAAUCAUGUGGAGCAGAUAGAAAAUAUUCAACGUCCAAUUACCAUGGAAGCUGGCUCCAUUGUGCUCAUGGAUUUAUUAUGGUCGGAUCCAACUGAAAAUGACAGUGUCGAAGGUUUAAGGCCAAAUGCUAGAGGCCCUGGAUUGGUUACUUUUGGGCCUGACCGUGUCAUGGAGUUCUGCAACAACAAUGAUCUUCAGUUGAUUGUGCGUGCACACGAAUGCGUGAUGGAUGGAUUUGAGCGUUUUGCUCAGGGGCAUUUGAUAACGCUCUUUUCCGCUACAAACUAUUGUGGUACUGCAAACAAUGCUGGGGCUAUCUUGGUAUUGGGGAGAGAUCUUGUAGUGGUUCCUAAGCUCAUUCAUCCGUUACCUCCAGCAAUGUCACCUGAAAAUUCACCAGACCAUAUAGAAGACACAUGGAUGCAGGAGCUGAACGCAAAUAGGCCAGCGACACCAACAAGAGGACGCCCACAAACUGCAAAUGAGAAAGGAGGUUCUCUAGCUUGGAUAAAAGAUGAGCGAUAG